AUGAUAGAGUCGGAUCCCAUUGUUUAUUGCGAUGCCUUUAUGUGUGCGGCCCUGCGGGAGGCUCGACUCGCAUUAAAUGAAGGCGAAGUGCCGGUCGGUUGUGUGUUGGUGCCGGCGGAGGCCUCCUGCAGGGAAAACACUUCUCUCAUUUACGAUGAAAAUAAAAAUAAAGAAGAAGAAAAUGAAGAUGAUUUUAAUAAAAUAGAAACUUUCAUUGCGGCGCGGGGACGAAAUGCAACAAAUAAGAAACAUCACGCAUUAGCACAUGCAGAGUUUAUAGCGGUAGAGGCAUUACAGUCUGAAAUAAAAAGAAAAAGAAAAGAAAUAAAAGAAAGAAAAGGAAAUGAGAAGAUAUCAACAAUAAAUGGAUGUAAAGAAGAAAAAGAAAAAGAAGAAGAAGAAGAGAUGCCGGUGGAUCUCUCUGGAUAUGUAUUGUAUGUAGUGGUGGAGCCGUGUAUAAUGUGUGCGGCGAUGUUAUUAUAUAAUCGUAUUCGAAAAGUAUUCUUUGGCUGCGGGAAUCCUCGAUUUGGUGGAAAUGGGACAGUGCUUUCCAUCCAUACAUCCUUGUCUACUCCUACUACGAUUAAUAAUAUAGAUAAUAAUAAUAAUAAUAAU
Trypanosoma theileri is the source of this 615-nucleotide messenger RNA. Its product is annotated as deaminase. Gene Ontology annotation, molecular function: tRNA-specific adenosine-34 deaminase activity. Lineage: Eukaryota; Euglenozoa; Kinetoplastea; Trypanosomatida; Trypanosomatidae. Gene Ontology annotation, biological process: tRNA wobble adenosine to inosine editing. The annotation marks the transcript as partial. The transcript has a single exon. The record is from RefSeq and is a predicted model, not a curated record.